Cryptomeria japonica (Japanese cedar) is the source of this 1601-nucleotide messenger RNA. Its product is annotated as clavaminate synthase-like protein At3g21360. The record is from RefSeq and is a predicted model, not a curated record. Bases 511 to 1122 code for a protein of 203 amino acids. Gene Ontology annotation, molecular function: oxidoreductase activity. The transcript has 3 exons. NCBI's taxonomy places the organism in Eukaryota, Viridiplantae, Streptophyta, Pinopsida, Cupressales, Cupressaceae.
UGCAUUGUUAUGUUUAUUUCUGAACAGUUCAUCUAUCUGACUUUUCAUGCACUGGACUUUGAUGCAGAACUAAAUAGAAUACAAGUGAUUUUUUAUUAAAUAUGGCUUCUCCUUUACCUUUCCGACCAUGCUAUUGUGGCCUUGUAUUCUAUAUUUUUUAUUAAUAAUGUUUUGAUUAGAAACUGACAGAUAUGUAGUAUUUUGACAAAAGGCUAUGAUAUAGCUAAUAUAUCCCCCAAUAGAUGAAGAUCUUUAAAAAGCCUAAGGUCGGCACAUUAGAUACUUUAUUCCUCUCUUUAGAGAAAGUCUCCACAGUCAGGGUCUUCAAUACUAUUGUUGGUCUUCUUACGUUUCUGAUGAUGUCCCAUUGAAAGGGGUACAUAAUUUUUCAGCACACAGCUGUGGAAGCAUUGAAGAAAAUAGGGAAGUUGCGGGAUUUCCCUUUCCAUUGAAAGGGUUACAUAACUUUUCAGCACACAGCUGUGGCCAUUAUUGGGAACAUUUAAGAAAAUGGGGAAGUUGCAGGAUUGCCCUUUCCAUCAAGGUAAAAUUCCCCAGCAGAAAGUUAUAAAUGAAGAUGGGCUCCUGUUUCCGAUGGUUUUGUUGCCCCAAAAUGUGAGUGAUGUGGGUAACACCUUACAAUCAUUUCUCCACACCAUUGAAAGCAACAAAGAGUGGAUUGACGAUCAUCUGAAGGAGGGGGGAGCGUUGCUUUUCAAAGGAUUUCCUCUGAAAUCUGCAUCAGAUUUCAACGCGGUUAUGGAGGCUUUUGGUUGGGAUGAAAAGGUAUAUGAGGGAGCAGCUUCAAGAAUAAGGGUUGAGGGAAGGGUUUUUAAUGCCAAUGAAGCUCCUCUUCAUCAACCCAUCCAUUUCCACCAUGAGAUGGCUUUGUAUAAAGACUUUCCAACCAAAUUAGCUUUUUAUUGUGAGAUUGCUCCACCAGAUGGAGGGCAAACUGCAAUUUUGUUAAGCCAUAAGAUUACUGAAAGAAUGGAAGAGAAACACCCUGAAUUUGUAAGAAAAUUGAAAAAUAAAGGAUUAAUUUAUCCAGCCAUUAUUCAAGCAGAAGAUGAUCCUAAGAAUUUCGUGAGGUUGGCAAACCUUAUACAAUACCAAGGAUAAGAAAGAAGCAGGAAAAAAGGCUAUGAAAUCUGGGAUAAAAGUGUCAAGGGUGAGUUGGGAUGGGAACAAGAUGAUCCUUAUGUUAAAGCCCAUUGUCUCUAUCAGAACAAUAGAUGGGGAUAAGAAAACUUGGUUCAAUUCCUUAACAUUGAGUGGUUCAGGGCUGCCCCCUUUAUUAGGAGAUCGAUCUGUGGUUCCUACAGAGGUGAUUGAAUCAUGCCUUCAAAUUGCUGAAGAGGAAGCUGUUGAUCUGAAAUGGGAGGCUGGAGAUGUGGUUGUGUUGGACAACAGAUUUGUAAUGCAUGCUAGAAGGCCAUCUGUACCGCCUAGAAGAAUACUUGCUGCCUUCUGCAAGUAAUGUUAUUUGUGUUUGUUUCAAUAUAUCAUAUUCAUGUUGCUUAUGUUGUUAUAGAUGGAAGACUCUACGUUAGGAGAAUACUUGCUGCAUUGUGCAAGUAAUGUUAUUUAUGUUUGUUUCA